UCAGAAGCAUGCGCCGCGGAGCGCUCAAGGCGCAGGCCCAGAGCGACACGUCACGGAGGCGCGACCGGCCGGCGCUGGGGGCAGGAGGCAGCCAGCUGAGGGAUGCCCAAAAAGUUCCAGGGCGAGAACAGCAAGUCGGCAGCGGCCCGAGCACGGAAGGCUGAGGCCAAGGCGGCGGCCGAUGCCCGGAGGCAGAAGGAGCUGGAAGAUGCCUACUGGAAGGACGAGGACAAACACGUCAUGAGGAAGGAGCAGCGCAAGGAGGAGAAGGAGAAGCGGCGCCUGGAGCAGCUGGAGCGUAAGAAGGAGACGCAGCGGCUGCUGGAGGAAGAGGACUCCAAGCUCAAGGGGGGCAAGGCCCCGCGAGCGGCGGCGCCCACCAAGGUCACCCGCGCCCAGAUCGAGGACACCCUACGCCGCGAGCAGCAGCACCGCGAGGCCCCGGAGCCAGCCGAGAAAGCCAAGAGCCACCUGGAGGUGCCGCUGGAGGAAAACGUGAACCGGCGCGUGCAGGAGGAGGGCAGCGUGGAGGCGCGCACCAUCGAGGACGCCAUCGCUGUCCUCAGUGUGGCCGAGGAGGCCGACCGGCACCCCGAGCGCCGCAUGCGCGCGGCCUUUGCGGCCUUCGAGGAGGCGCAGCUGCCGCGGCUGAAACAGGAGAACCCCAACAUGCGGCUGUCCCAGCUGAAGCAGCUGCUCAAGAAGGAGUGGCUGCGCUCCCCGGACAACCCCAUGAACCAGCGGGCGGCGCCCUACAACGCCCCCAAGUGAGCCAGCCCGCACCCCAUGGGCCGUGGGCCGCCUUGACUCCCAGGAUCUGCAGAGGUCCCCCGGGAUCCGGCCUCGGGGAGGACAGGGCUGGGGGCCCCCGGGCUGCACGCCAUCACCAGCCACCCCUCCCAUCGCCUGAGGGCCCCUGCUCGGAGUGACACUCCCAAUAAAGGCUUGGCCGGCAGG
Molecule: messenger RNA, 957 nt
Organism: Ochotona curzoniae (black-lipped pika)
Lineage: Eukaryota; Metazoa; Chordata; Mammalia; Lagomorpha; Ochotonidae
Gene: CCDC124
Product: coiled-coil domain containing 124
Exons: 5
Coding region: 103-771 (222 amino acids)
Biological process (GO): transcription by RNA polymerase II
Cellular component (GO): nucleus
Molecular function (GO): transcription coactivator activity
Source: RefSeq, a predicted model, not a curated record